Molecule: messenger RNA, 920 nt
Organism: Ochlerotatus camptorhynchus
Lineage: Eukaryota; Metazoa; Arthropoda; Insecta; Diptera; Culicidae
Product: seminal metalloprotease 1-like
Exons: 3
Coding region: 85-918 (277 amino acids)
Biological process (GO): proteolysis
Molecular function (GO): metalloendopeptidase activity; zinc ion binding
Source: RefSeq, a predicted model, not a curated record
CAAUCGGUUGUCCAAUAAUAAUCCAAACAGCAGGCAGAACGCAACAGCUACCGAACCGGUCAGGGUUGUGAAUUUAGGAGAAAGAUGAGUUGUUCUCGAAUUUUAACGGCGGCAGUAUUUAUUCUACUAGGAACGUGUUGCAAUGGAGCGCCACGGUUGCGAAUCUUCGAGAAUACACCGGAAAAUAUCGCUCGCUUGAAGAACCUGAAACCCAACGAACUUGCCGAAGAGCUAAGCGGUCAAUUCGAAGGUGACAUGAUUCUCACGGAGGAACAGUACUCGGAAAUGUUCCGCAAAAACGGAAUGGUCGACGAGCGGUAUCGAUGGCCGUCGAAUAUUGUGUUCUACGAAAUCGAAGAACAAUGGUUCAACGAAGAUCAAAUCCAGUACAUUCUGAAGGGCAUGCGGUUGAUUGAGACGGUGUCCUGUGUGCGGUUCCAGCCACGUGAUCCAGACAAUUCCGAUUACAUCCGGAUCCACGGAGAUGGAUCGGGCUGCUCGGCCACGGUGGGACACAUUGGUGGCAGCCAGAACAUCAAAUUGCAGCCAUAUCCGCUGGAUAGCGGAUGCUUCCGGUUGGGUAGUAUCGUUCACGAAAUGAUUCAUGGGCUGGGCUUCCGGCAUAUGCAGAGUACGUACAACCGAGACGAUUACGUGCAGAUUGUGUGGGACAACAUUGAACCCGGAAAGGAGAACAACUUUCUGCUGUACGAUGCGGAUAAGGUAAGCAACUUUGGAACGGAGUACGACUUCGGAAGUGUGAUGCACUACAGCUCGACGGCGUUCAGCAUCAACGGACAGAAGACGAUCGUGGCAUUGAAGGCCACCGAGGACCGAAUGGGCCAACGGGAUGGAAUGAGUGAGAAAGACAUUUUCAAAAUCAAUCGAAUGUACGGAUGCUUCCCAAAAAAGAAAUGAAA